Pocillopora meandrina is the source of this 611-nucleotide messenger RNA. Lineage: Eukaryota; Metazoa; Cnidaria; Anthozoa; Scleractinia; Pocilloporidae. The record is from the annotation of a GenBank genome assembly.
AUGUCGAUGUCUCGCAACGGUUCUGAUGUCUACCUGUCUUAUUCGGCCGGGAAGAACGGCCAACCUGCCGAAAACGGUCCACGUGCUCGUAAACCGAAUACCUCUUUGGAUCACGAAGGAAUCUCUCUUGAACGCAUUCGUGAACUCAGAAAGCGGAGAGGAGGAGUGUUGUCUUCGUUAACGUCAAGCGUCGAGAGAUCGAUAGUCUUUUAACGGAUGUAAAUAAUUUGGAGACGGUGAAAGUAAAGCUGUCGGAAAUCACGUCGCUAUUUCGAAGAUUUACCGAGGCUCAUGACGCGUAUAAUGUAGCUCUGGUUGAGGAAAGUCAGAGACAAGAAUCAGACCUCUAUUUCGCCGACAUUGAAAGCAGUUUAGAUUUUUUCUGCCGUACGGUCAAUGAUUGGUUACGUGUCACGGAAGCUAGGCUUCAAGAUAACCUGAUAACGCCUGACGACAGCGCUUCUCAAAUUGGGUCCGAGGUUCGUAGCAAGUCUAGACCAUCCAUGUGUGGAUCGAGAACGAGUCACUUUUCUAAAACGAGCUCCAUAUCUGCUGCAAGAGCCAAAGAGGCAGCUCGCAUCGCGGAACUUCGAGCGGAGCACACGCUUUGA